UCAACAAAAGACUCUUGAAGACAAACUGAAACUCCUUGAAGAACAACAUGAAGAUGAACUGAAGAGAAGACGAGUGGAGUGGAGAGAGGAAUAUGAACGAGAGAAAGAGGAAAUGAAGAAGAAGAUCUGCUCUGAAACUGAUCAUUCACUACAGGGAGAAAACAAGGAUAUUGAACCAGCAGGAGUCAGAGCAGAAAAAACACAAAAUCUAUUUCACAGACUUCAUUUUGAAGACAAACAUCUCAACAAACUGAGAGCUGCAGAUGUUCUUCAGAUAACUGAACAUUCAUUACAGUCUCAUGAGUCUUGUGCUGAAGAACAGCUGAUUCAGACUUUCAUACAGAAACUACUGAUGAUGAACUACAGAGCAAGAUACAUUAAAACCAAUCAGCUUAUGAACACUGUUCACCCGAUGGAUGUCCAGAUGUCCGUGUUUUCAUUGUGCUGAUGUUUUCCUGAAGCAGCUGAUGGUCACUAAACUGUCCCAGUGUCAGUUCGCUCUGCCUCUGCUUGUUCCUGAUCCAUUCACACAACAGAUUGAGUUUCCUCUCUGGACAUUCAGACAAAUCAACAAGAGCUGGAAGAUCAGAAACACCAACAAUGAAAUCAUCAGUCAAACCCAGCCGAUCUACAAGACACAAACUCCAAUGGUGUUUUUCUUCAGGUUUGGCUCUGUGUCUUCAUCCAAGUCUCAUCUGAUGAACAGACUGAUCAAUGAGAAACACAACACGUUCUUCCACAGAAACUGCCCAGACAGCAGCAGAACCAGAGUCCUGAUGGAUGGAGUGGUGGAGAUCGCCUGGUUCUGCCCCUCUGGAACAAACACAGAUAAAUUCACUGAGUGUGUUGUGUUCUGUAUCUACACGGUGAUGCAGGAGACCAUGAGAAACAGCUGCAGAUCCUCACUGAAAUCCUCUCUUCUGCCCAAGGCUAGUGCUCACAAAGUCUACAGACAACUUUGA
Molecule: messenger RNA, 962 nt
Organism: Labeo rohita (rohu)
Lineage: Eukaryota; Metazoa; Chordata; Actinopteri; Cypriniformes; Cyprinidae
Product: interferon-induced very large GTPase 1-like
Exons: 3
Coding region: 417-962 (181 amino acids)
Source: RefSeq, a predicted model, not a curated record